Molecule: messenger RNA, 1435 nt
Organism: Athene cunicularia (burrowing owl)
Lineage: Eukaryota; Metazoa; Chordata; Aves; Strigiformes; Strigidae
Gene: CHODL
Product: chondrolectin
Exons: 8
Coding region: 1-909 (302 amino acids)
Biological process (GO): positive regulation of axonogenesis
Cellular component (GO): cytoplasm
Source: RefSeq, a predicted model, not a curated record
AUGGAGCUGAGCGUUGACUCUGAUACAACCUCUGUACUGGACCAGUAUACAGCACAAUUUACAGCUUACGGAUAUGACCUUACAGCAGCUCAGAAACGGCAUGUGCCAUUUGUUUGGCAGCGUCAAAAGGUGUGCUAUGGUGACUUCAAGAAUUCUUGUUACAAGCUAGCUUAUUUCCAGGACUUGUCUAGACGUGUGGGCUUUCAGGAGGCCCGCCAAGCUUGUGAAAUUGAUGGUGGGGCUUUACUGAGCUUGGACAGUGAAGCCGAGCAGCAACUAAUAGAAAACAUGUUGCAAAACCUCACUAAAUCAGGCUCUGGGAUUUCUGAUGGUGACUUCUGGAUUGGGUUGUGGAGAAGUGGCGAUGGACUAGCCACCUCAAGUGCUUGCCCUGACCUAUACCAGUGGUCUGAUGGAAGCAUUUCACCAUUCAGAAAUUGGUAUACAGAUGAGCCUUCCUGUGGAAGUGAAGCCUGUGUUGUGAUGUAUCAUCAGCCAACUGCAAAUCCUGGUCUUGGAGGGCCAUAUCUUUAUCAAUGGAAUGAUGAUAGAUGCAACAUGAAGCACAAUUUUAUCUGCAAGUAUGGCCCAGAUAACGUCUUAGAAAAAGAAUUAGGAGACAGAGCGGAGCAAGAUUAUGAUAUUUUACCAACAGUGCCAGCAGGAAAUACUUAUGACACAAGCAAACCAGAAGAUCAGUAUCAUGUUAUUGCUACUGAAACAGGUAUAAUUCCGAAUCUAAUUUAUGUUGUAAUACCCACUAUACCACUACUUCUGUUGAUACUGGUGGCUUUUGGGACUUGCUGUUUCCAGAUGCUUCAUAAAAGGGAAGCAAGGAGAAACUGCUUCAAAGACCCAUCUCCAUUAUCAUCUGAAUGCCUUGCAGAAAGUUUAAAUUCCAACCUGUAAAGGAAGAACAAAAACCAGUCCAAACCAGUCCACACUAUGGAUUUCAAAGACGCCUAGGAAGGACAGUAGCAUGGAGGUAUAAUGAUUUACUGACUGAAAACAAAACAAAAGUAACAUUUUGCAGUCAGGCUGUAUUAUAAUGUCGUCAAAGAACAUUAGCUUGGAAUGGCUUGAAAAUGCAAAGGAUCUACAAGAAUGAACUGUAAGCUCCCCCUUGAGGCAAAUGUUCAGAUCAUUUUUAUAUAAUGUUUGAUUAUUAAUUCAGUGACAAAAUAUGCCGUGCUAAAUAAAGGGUAUGUGUUUAUUUUGCUAAGAGAUGUAAGUUAGCUAGUUGUGAGCAAUGAACAGAGCAUUUGAAGUUUUUAUGGGGAAAUAUCUACAAUGUAUAUCAGUUUUAAGACUGUUUGUAGUUAAACCCUCUUUGUUUCCUUUAGUCUCAUGUAUUGUAACCUAGUUGAUGUACUGUAAAUGGAACUGACAAUUUUACAGUGUAACAAUUAUUUAUCUUUGCAUAAAUGUUUGAUAC